AUGUCUCAGCAGGAAGGCACGUCGCCGACAGAUCGCGAGAGUACCAUGCAGAUUUUGAACAUGUUCCCCGGACACCUCCACCUGCUUCCGCAGACCCCGCAGCUUCACUUCCUCUUCACUGUCAUCCGAAACGUGGAGACUCAGCGCACGGACUUCAUCUUCUACUCAGAGCGCAUCAUACGCCUCAUCCUCGAGGCGGCGCUUUGCUUGAUCCCUGUGAAGCCGUUUAAUGUCAUCACACCAGUAGGUGCUGUGUACAGGGGCGUUCGGCCGGACGACCGCGGCAUCAUCGGCGUCUCCAUCAUGCGUGCUGGCGAGUCGAUGGAGCGCGUGCUGCGUGAGAUGUGCCCCGGUGUCCGCAUCGGCAAGAUUCUCGUCCAACGCGACGAGAAGAGCAUCGACAAGAGUCCCAAUGCACGCUUUAGCUAUAGCAAAUUGCCCACAGAUGUAGCCUCGCGGCGCGUGCUGCUGCUGGACCCGAUGUGCGCGACCGGCGGCAGCGUCAUCAAGGCGACGGAGAUCCUGAUCAACGAGUACGGCGUGCUCGAGGAGAACAUUAUCUUCUUGAACCUUAUCUCCGCCCCCGCAGGAAUCAGGAAGUACCUCGGUCGGUUCCCCAAAAUCCAGAUUGUGACCGCUGCCAUCGACGACGACUUGGAUGAGAACAAGUACAUCCUGCCCGGCCUCGGUGACUUUGGCGACCGCUAUUUUGGCACGAUUUCGGAGUGA
Messenger RNA from Leishmania mexicana MHOM/GT/2001/U1103, 729 nucleotides. Its product is annotated as putative uracil phosphoribosyltransferase. The record is from RefSeq and is a predicted model, not a curated record. Lineage: Eukaryota; Euglenozoa; Kinetoplastea; Trypanosomatida; Trypanosomatidae. The transcript has a single exon. The coding region runs from base 1 to 729 and encodes 242 amino acids.